AUGACGUCACCGAAGCCAACCACAAAACCCGGCCUUAGCAGAGAGAAGCUGCCCGAGAGUACCGUGGCAGGUUCCACAGAAUCGGCUUCACUUAACAAUGACUCGGAAGUGAAGAUCGGGAGCGGUCAGGAACCACUGGCAAGUAUAAUCAAACCGGCCCCAGAGGCAGUCGAUCGCAGUGACUUCCGCCAUCCAGGCCUGCCUCCCCUUUGGGGCGGCACUGGUGACAUGAUCCGUCCUUUGAUGUUAUCAUCAAUCACUGCAAAUCCCUAUUGGCCGUUUGGUCACCUCUCCAAGCUCGACCAGAUGACCGCAGCAGCUGCGGUGUUGCGUCAACUCAUGCUACCCCCUGAGCCCAGAAAAUCGACCGCCCAAGCCAACACGACUUCAUUCCCUGCCUUUUCUGUCCCAGGGACACGUCAGGCUGUUCCCGCCCCCUCCUCUUCUUCAUCUGCCACUUGCUCAUGCUCCUCCUCUUCCUUCUCCACUUCUGAUCUAGUCUCACCUCCUUCAGAGGUUCCACUCUCCGCGUCCCAUUUCCCGCCUUGCGAUAUGUCCCUUCCAAAGAUGUGUUCAACGGCAAGCAACAGCAACAACAACAACCUACCUCUGCAUCCCGCCCCUCCAAAGACACAGCCUCCCCCUUGUUCAUCUCCCCCGUCAACUUUCAUUCCCUCGAGUGGCAUUCCAGCGUCCACCCUCUCCGCCUGGUACGCUGCUAGUCAGAUGUCCUGUCCCCCUCCCAAAUUCCACACAACCAAUGUUACAGAUCCCAGAAUGCAGACUUAUUCAGAUCUGAUAGCACUGCCUAGCGAACCCGGCCACACAGCCGAUGAGAAACAGCCCCUGGUGACCUGCUCUGGAGCAGGAUCAUCUCCAGUUCUACCGGCCAACAACAUUUUCCGUUCCAUCCUUUCUGCAGCUUCAGCCAUCUCAGCUAAUAAUCUGUCCCCUACACGAGAGGCCGACUUUCAUAAGGCAGCGGCGGCAGCAGCUGCUGCGGCCGCUGCAGCAGCAGCAGCCUGUUGUCCAAGCCACCAGCCCCAUUUGCCAGGAAACCUCCAGGGACCCCCGGAGCUGGCCGGUGGCCUUGAGAGCUUUACAGAUAGGCGCCAACUCCCGGGAGCAGAGACAGCCGCUGUUGCCAGCGAGGAGAAGUUGCCCUUCACAGCCGGUUUCGGUAACGCUUCGCAUACCCCCUCCACUUCCUCCUUCACUGCUAUGAUGGCAGCGGCCGCAGUGGCAAUGGCGGGUCUUUGCCGAGGUGGCAGCGGCGGCAGCGGCGGUGGUAUGCCCCCCAACAGCCUUCCAGCCUUCCCCAGCCUACCCUACGAUGUCCAUCCGGGCAGAAUUGCGGCGGACGCAGAUAUUGGGAGCUACGUAGCGUCUAAAUUAUCCCAGAACUUUGCGGGAGAGCAGGUCGAAAAGAAUGGCGGCUCUGUAGGGGAUGCGGCUCUGAGACUGGACAUCCUGACGGCUGGACGCGAGAUGUCACCGGAGGAGUACAUGAUGGAGGACGAGGAGACUGACCUCGACCCCGAGGCUUUUGAUGAAAUGACCGGAUCAGAGGGCCUGGAACGCUCAGUGGUGACGGCAAGAGGAGAGGAGGAGGACGAACUUCUGCUGAUGCGGCCGCCCAGUGAUGGUGCGGACCCCAGUUCAGUGUUAGCUGGCAACUGUGGGCGUUCCUCAUCAAACCGGCGCAGGGUCAGCAGGAAGCGCGCCUUGCUGUCUUCAGAAAAUCGGACCAGCCGUGAGGCUGAAUCCAACGGAUACCAUGGCGGGGGAAAGAUUCGUGACUCUAAACGUAGGUUACCCAACUCUUCUGCAUCAAAUUGCACAUUUAAAACACAUUGUUUCCUAUUUAUACCUCGUCAGCUUAGAUUUAACUGA
Molecule: messenger RNA, 1893 nt
Organism: Spirometra erinaceieuropaei
Lineage: Eukaryota; Metazoa; Platyhelminthes; Cestoda; Diphyllobothriidea; Diphyllobothriidae
Source: the annotation of a GenBank genome assembly